AUGUCAUUGAGUGAUCAACAACAGCGAUCUCACGGUUACUAUAUAGCAAAUCGGGAUACAGUUGACGUCAAAUAUAUUUGUCCAUUAUGUCGACUACUUAUUCGAGAACCAGUGCAAAUCUUAAGUUGUGGAGAUAGAACAUGUCAAAAUUGUCUUAAUUCAAAUAUUGGGCAAACAGAGUUCCGAUGUCCUUCAUGUAAGAAAGUCGCAACAAAAUCCGAUGUUAUCAUUGAUCGUGGUUUCAAGCGAGAUAUAGAACAAUUAACUGUCAUUUGUUAUAGAAAAAUUCAAGGAUGUCAAUGGUCAGGAAGAUUAAAAGAUUAUCAGACUCAUAUUGAUCAAUCUCAUUCAAAUUUGAUAUGUGAUUAUCGUAAGGAAAGAUUUUCCGAUAUAGUGACGCUGAAUGAACACAAAUUAGAACACUGUGAAAAAGCAUCUGUUGAGUGUCCAUUAUCAAAAUACGGUUGUUGUUCGACCAAUAUUAUUCAGUCUGAGUUUGGUGAACAUUUAUUAAGUGAACAACACCAGUCAACACUACUGAAGACACUAAAACUAAGUGAAACAUUUUCGAACAGAAGUGGUUUAAUAAUGGAAUUGGAGCCUCAUAUAUCGGGCACCGAACUUUAUAUAGACUUACAAAAAUAUUAUCAAACACUCAAUAUAUUUAACCAGGGCGUUCAAACGCUGACGGUUGAUUCAGUACGAUUAAGUGAAGAAUCGAUUAGAAAUACUAAUUUAAUACAAACAGCUGAGAAGGAACUCAGUCAAGUAAAACAAGCAAUUGAAGAAAAAAACUAUGUACUAAGCGGUUUACGACCGCAAGAAGAAAUUCUUCAUCAAGAUAUUACUUCAAUGAAUUUAGUCAUUGAAGAUAUGAAAGUAUUAUCAAAGGACGGUACCCUCAUUUGGAGAAUUGACUGUAUUAGUGAGAAAAUGACAGAUGCCCAAUCUGGAAGGCAGGCAUCUAUAUACUCUCCUCCCUUUUACAGUUCACCUACGGGAUAUAAAAUGAGAGCCAGGCUCUAUUUAAACGGAGAUGGAAACGCUAGACAUACCCACAUGUCUUUAUUUUUCCUUCUAAUGCGAGGCGAAUAUGAUUCCAUUCUAUGCUGGCCAUUUAAUUAUAAGGUGACAUUUUGUCUCUUUGAUCAAACGCAACAAAAUCGUCAUGUUAUCGAUUCAUUUCGGCCCGAUACGAAAUCGAACAGUUUCCAACAGCCUGGUUCAGAAAUGAAUAUAGCCAGCGGUAUUCCAAAGUUUUUUCCUCUAUCAAUGAUAAUGCAGGACAAUAAUCCAUAUGUUAGAGAUGAUACAAUGUUCAUCAAAAUCAUUGUCGAUUUAUGUGAGACAUCAAAGCUUAUGUUACCAUUCUCUCUUAGUCUCAAUCCAGGUCUUCCACUUCAUGUCCAGCAAGCUUUAAUUAAACAAGAACUACAGAGAAGAGAACAACAGCAACCAGCACAAGCUGCUACUCCUUCGGAAGUUCUUCCAACGAGCUGUAGUUGA
Molecule: messenger RNA, 1506 nt
Organism: Didymodactylos carnosus
Lineage: Eukaryota; Metazoa; Rotifera; Eurotatoria; Philodinida; Philodinidae
Source: the annotation of a GenBank genome assembly